CCACUAACAAAUGUUUAUGCAAUGUAGCAGCUGUUAAUGGAGAAUACGUGGGUUCCGGAACUGGAAGGCUAAGUAUUUCCUUGAAAGGAAGAAAAGGAUUAUGACUUCAAAGACAGACGGUGGAGUAAGAAACCGCCACGUUUAAGUUUGUGGAAGGCUUCUAGUGCAAUACGACACCGUAUUCUUUCUUUAUAUGUUUCAUUCUGCAACCGCCAUUACUUCUCUCUCUCUCUUUGUCUGCCAUGGAAUUCUUCUUCUGUAGGUGUUUGAAGAAGAGCUUGUUUGAUUAUGGCCGAUGAAUUACCUCCUCAUUUCGUCAGGAAUAUUGCCAUUGAUUGACCCCAUGGCCAACCUUGAAAGUAUCAUAAUUGAAACCAAACUUAAAAUAGUUGAGUGUUUAACAUAUCGUUUGUCAGGAUGGAGGGCUAUCGCAGCAUAGACUGGAAUAUGGAAGAACAACUGUCGUCUGGUAAUGUCCUGAGCAGUAAAAAGAUACGCUCCGUCCUGGAAAAGGGUUGCAAUGUGGGGAAGAAGCUUCUCAUCACUGGUUUAGCCAUAUCCUCUGCUCCUGUUGUUCUUCCUCCAUUGGUCAUUAUGUCAGCCUUUGGAUUUGUAGCUUCAAUUCCCUAUGGAGUCUUCCUUGCCUCUUAUGCUUGCACCGAGGCAUUCAUGAGUGUUUGGCUUCCUAUGCCCCCACCCCCAGAACUUGACCAAAAUGGUGACGAAGAAAUAGGGGAGGAAAAUGACUACAAGGAAGGCAUCGUCCAUGAAGAUGAAAAACAUGAGAUGGAAACAACAAAGAGUGGGGUAAUUUUGGAUGAUUUGGAUAACUACGUAGCAGUAGAUCAGGGGGACGAAGAGGACGAACGCGAACCCAACAUUGAAAGUAGAGAUCGAGGGACAGUCAUUGAAAUGACCGAUGUAGAAUUUGAAGUAAAUGAUGAUAUUGAAGAUGAGCAAGAACAGUUGGAAGAAACCAGGGGUUUGCUCAAAAGAAUCCGGGAUGAAGGAAAAAGAGAUGAUGAUUUUACUGAGGCAAAUGGAAGUGUUGAUCAUGUUCGAGAGCUCGAGAUUUUGUUGGAGGUUGCCAAACCAAGUGAUUAUACUGAAAACAGCAUCCGUGGUUUGUUGAGUGAAGUUGACUCUGCUGUUGUCCAUCCUCAUGUAGAAUAUGGAGCUUCUGAAGUCUCAAGCAAGCUUGCCCAGCCUGAGGAAGCUGAACGACCUCUUUCAGUAACAAUGAUUGAUGUGAUUGAAUCUGAAGAGGAUUUGUCUAUAUCAGCUGUGACUAUUGAACCUAAAGUUGAGGCAAAUGCUCCCCAUAAAGAUGAUAGAGUGUCUGCCAAUGAGGAACUAGCAAGCGAGUUAAAGAUAAGAGAAAAUAUUGUUUCGAUGAAGAAGAUCAUAGGAUACAAUGCCACACCAAUCGGAACAUACAUAGAUGAAGUGAAUGCUCUCUACUCCUUUGUUGGAGUCGAGCCACCUACCCCCCUGAAAGAUUCUUCUUCUGAUGAUCUCAAUCUCCUUAGCCAGAAGUUACAGUUUCUCAUGUCCAUAGUAGGGGUCAAGUAGAUGUGUUAGAAGUUUGUCAUUCAAUAAAUUGCCAUUGUGCAUUUUUGUUUCCCAAUGUCAAUAUUUCCUUAUGCUCAUCCUCAGUUUGGUUUUGUAAGUUAUGUGCCAAAUUUGGGAUCUUUUGACUACUGUAGCCUUAGAAGUUGGACCAGUAUGGCUUGUUUGAUCAAACCAUUUUGUUUUCUUUCUUUGAACUUGUUGGGUUUUAAGAAA
Molecule: messenger RNA, 1785 nt
Organism: Cucumis sativus (cucumber)
Lineage: Eukaryota; Viridiplantae; Streptophyta; Magnoliopsida; Cucurbitales; Cucurbitaceae
Exons: 4
Coding region: 418-1572 (384 amino acids)
Source: RefSeq, a predicted model, not a curated record